Molecule: messenger RNA, 963 nt
Organism: Alligator sinensis (Chinese alligator)
Lineage: Eukaryota; Metazoa; Chordata; Crocodylia; Alligatoridae
Product: olfactory receptor 10V1-like
Exons: 1
Coding region: 1-963 (320 amino acids)
Biological process (GO): G protein-coupled receptor signaling pathway
Cellular component (GO): membrane
Molecular function (GO): olfactory receptor activity; G protein-coupled receptor activity
Source: RefSeq, a predicted model, not a curated record
AUGGCAGGUGAAAAUCAGACCAUGCCAAUACAAUUCCACUUCUGUCCCUUUUCAAACGUUCAUGAGGUGCAGCCGCUGAUUUUUGUGAUCCUUCUGCUCAUGUACCUGAUCAGCCUGUGUGGAAAUUCUGCUGUCACUCUCGUUGUCUGCACCGAACGUUCCCUCCACACCCCCAUGUACUUCUUCCUGGCCAACCUAGCAGCAAUGGAGAUGUGCUACUCCUCUGUCAUUGCCCCCUUAGCCCUGGCCAACCUCCUAUCAGGGAGGAAGGCCACCAUCUCCCUCACUGGCUGUGGCACCCAGAUGUUCUUCUUCAUCUUCUUGGGUGGGGCUGACUGCAUGCGUCUGGCCGUCAUGGCGUUUGAUCAGUAUGUAGCCAUCAGCCACCCGCUGCGCUACACUGUCAUCAUGAGCUGGACAGUCUGUGUGCGCCUUGUGGCUGCAUCCCUGGUGCUGGGGUUCCUGCUGGCCCUGCAGUUUACUAUUUUGCUGUUCCACCUGCUUUUCUGUGAUACUAACAAUAUCAACCACUUCUACUGUGAUGUAUUGCCUGUGCUGCAGCUGGCAUGUGCUGACACAAAGAUCCACCAGGCAGCAGUUUUUGCAGUCUGUAUCAUAAUCCUGGCCAUUCCCUUCCUGCUCAUCUGCAUCUCUUACAUCUUCAUUGUGGAUGCCAUUCUGAAAAUCCGCUCUUCAGCCGGCCGACACCGGGCCUUCUCCACCCUGCCCGUUGUCCUCCUGCAGUACGGCUGCUGUAGCUUCAUCUACCUGCACCCCAGUUCCAGCUACUCCCCACAGCAAGGCUGGGUGGUGUCCGUGGUCUACACCUUUGUGACUCCCAUGCUGAAUCCUCUGAUCUAUAGCAUGAGGAACAAGGAGCUGAAGGAUGUCCUGAGCAGAGUGCUGGGGAGGAAAGUGAUACCUCAAAUAAGUGAUAGCUUUGGAACAUCUCUCCAUAAAUGA